Patiria miniata (bat star) is the source of this 3641-nucleotide messenger RNA. RefSeq names its product F-actin-capping protein subunit beta-like (gene capzb). Gene Ontology annotation, biological process: barbed-end actin filament capping; actin cytoskeleton organization; negative regulation of filopodium assembly. Gene Ontology annotation, molecular function: actin filament binding. The transcript has 9 exons. The record is from RefSeq and is a predicted model, not a curated record. Gene Ontology annotation, cellular component: F-actin capping protein complex; cytoplasm. The coding region runs from base 130 to 951 and encodes 273 amino acids. NCBI's taxonomy places the organism in Eukaryota, Metazoa, Echinodermata, Asteroidea, Valvatida, Asterinidae.
CCGUAGGAAAACGUCACAAAUGCCCGGAUGUCCGCCAUCUUGGAAGGAAUCGUACGUGAAGUGGUUUUCUUUCGAGUUUUGGGCGCAGGUUUCUCAUUAUUUACUCCGGGCAGCAUCAUCUGAAUAACAAUGGGUGAUCUGGACAGACAGCUGGACUGUGCCUUAGACUUGAUGAGAAGGCUUCCACCGCAAGAAAUUGAGAAGAACCUCAGUGACCUUAUAGACUUGGUACCGGAUUUGUGUGAAGACCUCCUGUCGUCCGUGGAUCAGCCCCUCAAAAUCGCCCGUGACAGCUCGGCAGGCAAAGACUACCUUCUGUGCGACUACAACCGAGAUGGGGAUUCCUACAGGUCACCGUGGAGCAACAAGUACGACCCGUCGCUUGAAGACGGAGCUGUCCCUUCGGACAAGCUGCGCAAACUGGAGAUAGAAGCCAACAUUGCCUUUGAUACCUACAGAGACUUGUACUUUGAAGGGGGCGUGUCUUCCGUCUACCUGUGGGAUCUGGACCACGGCUUUGCCGGGGUCGUCCUGAUCAAGAAGGCUGGGGAUGGGUCGAAGACCAUCCAGGGAUGCUGGGAUUCCAUUCAUGUGGUUGAGGUCCAGGACAAGUCAAGCGGCCGCAACGCACACUACAAGUUGACGUCCACUGUCAUGCUGUGGCUACAGACCAACAAGAGUGGUUCGGGGACGAUGAAUCUGGGCGGGAGCCUGACGCGACAGGCGGAGAAAGAUUCUGCCGUGAGUGAGGCCACGCCCCACAUCUUCAACAUCGGCAAAAUGAUUGAGGAAAUGGAGAACAAGAUGAGGACUACGCUCAAUGAAAUCUACUUCGGAAAGACAAGAGAUAUCAUUAACGAUUUAAGGAGCGUGGGAAGCUUAAACGCCAAGGGUCAACAACAGCAGCUAGCCAAGGAAUUGUUACAAAACCUCCAGAGUCGCCAAAAAUAGGUGCGUCAUCCCUCCUAAACCAGCAUCGUCCUUGCGAUUUAUGUUAUUAUACUCGAUAGGUCUCUAAGAGAAGGGGGAUAUUAGGGUGGAGUUUCAGAAAGGGGAGGGGUUUAUGGAUAUGAAUAUGCAUUGGCUAUCACAUUUGUGCACAGACAGUGAGGGCGCUAUUGAUCAACAUUGGUGAACACCCAAUUAUUUUUUUGAGGUAUGAUUUUUUUAUGCAUACGCUUCGUUUUCAACAGAUGUUAAAUUGCCGACACUGAAUACAUGUUUCUGUUGGUUUAAAACAAUUCAGAGGGGAUUUUAUCAAAUUUUCAAACAGUUUUGGAGCAAUUUUGGGUUUGGAAGAUAUAUAUUAGUUGUUUCAUGAAAGGCUUGUAUUUAUUCAUUUUUUAUAUACACAUACCCCACUGUCACAUGAAGGCUAAAGUUUCACUAUAAAAAUUGUAUUUACCUGUAGGAAUAUGAGAGAAAAAAUUGGCAGUAGAACAAAUGAUUUAGAAUUCAUUCCAAGCAUUGAAAACGAUACUUCUUUUAAAAUUUACAUUUUUGAGUAAAUUUUUUUUUCGUAAUGCCUUUCAAUUGCCUUUUACAGGCUUGCAAAAAAAAAUAUGGUUAAUUGCAUUACUAACUCGUUAUUAAAGCCUUGUGUUUAUAUUAUUAACCGUGUAAAUGUAGAAAGGAAAAAAAAAUCAUGUGAUUUGAAGAUCGUUUUUUGUUUACCAAAAAAAAUAUGGAUUAAGAAAGUGGAUAUUUAGUUUAAUUGUGUAUUUUGCGCUCUCGAUCCUAGAGUAAAAUCGUUUCCUUUUUUUUUUUUGGAUGAAAAUUGCAAUGGAAAAAAUUAUGGCAUGUGUAGGUCUAUAUUUCUUCCAAAUGAGGGAAAGUGGUACAAAAAAAAUAUAAUAUUGCUAGUAUCUUGCAGGAAAACCAAUGAGGAAAUAUACAUGUACUGGUAUUGUAACCCAUUAUGGCCUUAUGAAUGACUUUUGGUUACUUAUACUACAUGUACUGCACUUUAUGAUAAAGCGAACGACAAGUUCCAAUUUUGCACUGUAUUUCAAUGCGUUGUAAAAUGUGUUGCAUGUUUCUUGCAAAGACUUAAGUUUGUUAACCCUUGCGUUGAUUGAGGGCUUACACAUGCUUUUAUAUUGUUGUUUCGGCUUCAAUUUCAUUGCAAUGCGCAGAUCAUGAGAGUUUUUGAAAAAAAAAAGAAACAUUCGCUUUACAAUGAAUUAAGCAGUACAAAGAUUCAGCAAAAAUAUUGCAAAAACAUUUCUUGAAGAAAAACUGUCCCAACACUAAAACAAAUUCAUUUUCACUGCAGUUGUAUUUUAAGCAGAACACUUCUGCUGAAAUUUACAUUAAUUUUGAGACCUACUUUUGAAUAGUGCCGUGCAAACUGGUCCUGUAGUUUUGGGGUCAGAUACGAAACAAAUCUUUCAGAUAAUGCACGACAAAUUCCGACACCUUUAUUUUCUGUAGUAAAAGGCUUUUUAAACUUUGCAAUGUCAACUUACUAUUAGGGCUGUUCAUUUCGGAUAAUUCAGUAUCUGUUUACUCGAAACUGCGUUCGACUGAAUAUUCGGAUAUUUGAAACUGCCACCUGUAGGUGCGUGCUGCGCUGGUAAAUAAUUGCAUGCAGAGCGCGUGAAAAUUUGCGUGCGGCGAUCGAUAUGGGGCACUGGAGUGUUUUGCAGCAAGUAGUUUAUAAAGUUCCGUCAAGGGCUUUAACCUGCUGAAAGGAUGUGAACAAUGUACCGUCGUUGACAAAAAAAGUUACUGUCGACAAAAAAGUGGCAUAAAGCGUUGCAACUUUACGAUAAUAUAGCAUCACAGUCGUGUGUAUGUGUGUAGUUGUUUUUGUUUUCAAAUAUUUGGUUGAGGCUCGAAUAUUUGACUAUUCGGUAUAUUUAGGACGGCCCUACUUACUAUACAUUUUCUGUUAUGCGUACCACAUCUCGGAUUCGGUUAUGGGUUAAAUUUCUUUUGCGUUGCAGUGUAGGGUUUAAAUAUUCACAGAGCAUUUUGCGAUAUGUAACAUUGAUUUUUGUAAAAUACAGUCGAGUCUCGUUAAUACCAACUCGUUCGGACCUAGCCAAGUUGUUUGUUAUAUCAGAAUUUUGUAUUAAGAGGAACAUCAGUCCCAUUCAUUGUGUACAUAAAUGCACAGUCGGGACCAAGGCUUUAUGUUUGUUAUAACCAGAAUUUGUAUUAACAGAGUUUGUACUAACGCGAGUCGACUGUAACGGUUACACUUUCCCAACAUCAGGGCUGUAGAAACUGUAAAAUAUUGCUUUUUUUUUUAACUCUGUGUUUUUUUUGCCGAUAUACUAGCCUGUUUAUUGUAGCAUUACGCAUUUCAAAAUGGCUACUUUGUGCAAGAUAAACAAGUCAUUGUAGAUUCUGCCAACAAAAUCUAUCCGAAACUUUGCAAAUUUUCAACAAUUUAUGUAAAAUUGUAAUAUCGUUUGCGUUUUAAUUUUUGCAAAAUUUAGUUUUUUAUUUGAAGUAUCUUUCAGAAAGAUUCCUGUAAUAAAUAUUAUGAGUGUAAAAAAAAAACAGCAAUGACAACAAGGAAAAUUUGAUGACGUUUUGCAAAACUGUUUUGUUUAAAAAAUUUUCAUGUUACUCAAAAAAAGAGUCAAAUGGGAUGACAACUUUUUGUUAUAAAUAAAGGAAAGCAAACCAAA